Molecule: messenger RNA, 1432 nt
Organism: Thalassophryne amazonica
Lineage: Eukaryota; Metazoa; Chordata; Actinopteri; Batrachoidiformes; Batrachoididae
Gene: mat2ab
Product: methionine adenosyltransferase II, alpha b
Exons: 9
Coding region: 139-1329 (396 amino acids)
Biological process (GO): S-adenosylmethionine biosynthetic process
Cellular component (GO): cytosol; methionine adenosyltransferase complex
Molecular function (GO): methionine adenosyltransferase activity; ATP binding
Source: RefSeq, a predicted model, not a curated record
GAUCUUCUGACUUCAUCAGAUAAAUACUGCAGCUCUGCGUCUAGAAGGACUUACUGCUGCGGACGGACAACCAUAGACGGUUACUUUUCCAAAUAAACAAUAAAUCUUAAAAGUCGUGCCCUAAGCCCGUUAUUGACAAUGAUGAACGGAGAGAUGAACGGUUUUCAUAAUGACCUUAUCGAUGAAGACUGCUUCUUGUUCACCUCCGAGUCGGUCGGAGAAGGACAUCCCGACAAAAUUUGUGACCAGAUUAGUGAUGCUGUGCUAGAUGCCCAUCUCAAGCAGGACCCUGAUGCCAAAGUAGCAUGCGAGACUGUUGCCAAGACUGGGAUGAUCCUGUUGGCAGGUGAAGUGACAUCACAUGCUGUAGUGGAUUACCAGAAAAUUGUACGGGAUACCCUUCGUCAAAUUGGAUAUGACGAUUCUUCUAAAGGGUUUGAUUAUAAGACCUGCAAUGUUCUUGUGGCCUUGGAGCAGCAGUCUCCUGACAUCGCCUUGGGUGUUCACAUCGACCGCAGUGAGGAGGACAUCGGAGCAGGAGAUCAGGGCUUGAUGUUUGGAUAUGCCACCGAUGAGACAGAUGAGUGUAUGCCACUCACAAUUGUCCUUGCCCACAAGCUGAAUGCAAAAAUGGCUGAACUACGGCGCAAUGGCACCCUUCCUUGGCUUAGACCAGACUCUAAAACCCAGGUGACAGUACAGUACCACAAGGACCGUGGCGCCAUGCUUCCACUGCGAGUGCACACAAUUGUAAUCUCUGUGCAGCAUGAUGAACAUGUUUGUCUGGAAGAGAUGAGAGAUGCUUUAAAGGACAAGGUCAUCAAGGCUGUUGUUCCCUGCAUUUAUUUGGAUGAUGACACAAUUUACCACCUGCAGCCCAGUGGAAGAUUUGUCAUCGGGGGCCCACAGGGAGAUGCUGGUCUGACUGGUCGUAAAAUCAUAGUUGACACUUACGGUGGUUGGGGUGCUCAUGGUGGUGGCGCUUUCUCGGGCAAGGACUACACAAAGGUUGACCGAUCUGCUGCUUAUGCUGCCCGUUGGGUGGCAAAAUCUCUAGUGAAGGCUGGGCUUUGUAGGAGAGUGUUGGUUCAGGUAUCCUAUGCCAUUGGAGUUUCCCAUCCCCUUUCCAUUUCUAUCUUCCACUAUGGGACCUCCAAAAAGAGUGAGAGAGAGCUGCUUGACAUUGUGAAGAAGAACUUUGAUCUGCGCCCUGGAGUCAUUGUCAGGGAGCUGGAUCUGAAGAAACCUGUGUAUCAGAGGACUGCAGCCUACGGCCACUUUGGCCGAGACUCCUUUACGUGGGAGGUGCCCAAAAAGCUGAAAUACUAAACCUGUUAAGCUUUUCCCCCCAGGCUUGUUGGUGUAUACUACAGAGAAGCCUCCAAGGUUCCAGGGGGUGAAAUGCCCAAUAACUUCACAUAAUAAUGCCAUC